AUGUCAAAAUCUACAUGUCCUUCACGUUUAGCUUCGGCAGCUACAACACCAGAUUUAGAUAUAAAUCAAAUUCAAUUACAAAAUUUAAUGGAUUUUCGUAAUCAAACAAAUUCAAAUGAUAAACGUUUUAAUAAUGUAAAUUAUGUUCGACAAGUUCUACGACGAUUUUUUGGUGUUUAUAAUAAAAAAUCACCAACGAUAAAUUCAACUGAUGAUAAUUCUACUGAUCAAUUAAAUAAUAAUAAUAAUAUUCAAGAUAAUUUAAUAUCUCCAAUAUUAAUUCAUCCAUGUUUACAAUUUAAUAAACAUGCUAAAUUUUCUGGUGAAUUAUUACUUGAUUGGUUUUUAAUACAUUUUGAAGGACGUUAUGAGAAUCUUCCAUUAAUUAAACAAGUUAUUUUACAAUGUUGUACUUGUUUAAUUGGACUUGAUGUAUUGAUAAUGGAACAUAAUCAAGAGAGUGAUUUAUUUCAAGCAGAAAACUUAUAUUCAUGGGCAAAUAAUAAUAAUAUAAAUGAUGAAAACACAGAUAUGGAAAUAUCAUCAUCUCCAGUUAUCAAUGAUAGUGAGUUUUGUGUCUUGUGA
Molecule: messenger RNA, 585 nt
Organism: Adineta steineri
Lineage: Eukaryota; Metazoa; Rotifera; Eurotatoria; Adinetida; Adinetidae
Source: the annotation of a GenBank genome assembly